AUGUCCCUCCUACUAUUCUUUCUUUCCCUGGUCCUCGCUCUGGCUCAGCUUCCCCCAGUCUCUAUCUACAACAUCACCAUCCCCAGCGCCCCGUCCCCCAACCUCAGUCUCGCAACCUUCACCACCCCCUCCACCCUCCUCUCGAUCCUCUCCAAACCUAAAGUCCACCCCAUCAACACCACCGUCUUCGACUGGUGGUACUUUGACGCUGUCUCUUCCUCGAAUCCAAAUGUCUCUGUCGUGAUCACCCUAUUCACCAGCACACCUACCGCAUUCCCGUUCCUCCCGUCCAGAAAUCCCUCAUCCGUCCUCCUGUCCUACAUCUGGAUCUCCCUUGCAAAUGGGACGAGCUACGCCGCCUACACGAAUGCAUCCCUAGCGACGGUCGACGCAGUCUGUGGUGUUACCAGGGGGAUAUGGCACGGGAGCGGUGUUUCCUUUACUGGGUCUGAGGAGGGCGCGUACGAGAUUGUUAUUGACGGCGGGCUAGGGGUAACUGGGUCUAUGCGAUUAUCUUCUGUAGCGAACCCGCAUACACCCUGCGGCGACAACCGGUUGCGCUUAGGUGAUGCUGGCUCUACAGGUGCAGUUGGAAUCGGUUGGGCGAGUCUCCUCCCCGAUGCGGAGGCGAGUGUUGAUGUUUUGGUGGGUGGGGAGAGGGUACGCUUUACCGGGGUUGGGUAUCAUGAUAAGAACUGGUCAGAUGGACCAUUUGAGGCGGCGGUGCGGACGUGGUACUGGGGACGGGGCCGGGUAGGCCCGUUCUCUGUCGUCUGGUUUGAUAUGCUUCCUCUCGGGAACGGAGCAGAGGUGGUGAGCGGGUAUGUGGCUGUUGGGCGGGAGGUUAUCGUGUCUGGCUGUGAGGAGGGGGUUGUGUCUGUGCGGCCAUGGAAGAAUGGGAUGGCAGCUGCUUACCCGCCUGUCCUUGGGGAUGUGCCGGAUGGGUUCCGGGUGGUUUAUAGCGGUGGGAUGGAGGUGGAUGUCACUCUUGGGGCGAUGGUCGCUGGCGAUGGCAAGUACUAUGCGCGGUGGACGGGGACGAUGACUGCAAAGAUGGAGGGGGAGGUCUACGAGGGUGUGGGCAUAUUCGAGCAGUUUGUUAUGCAGUAA
Aspergillus lentulus is the source of this 1110-nucleotide messenger RNA. NCBI's taxonomy places the organism in Eukaryota, Fungi, Ascomycota, Eurotiomycetes, Eurotiales, Aspergillaceae. The record is from RefSeq and is a predicted model, not a curated record.